GUCAUCUAGUAUUAUAUACAGUACAUUCAUUCGCUUCGCCACGUACGUUCAGCAUCGUCGUCUUUCGAAAAAUGUGGUUCGGUGGCGGACCCAUCGACGCGGCGGGCGCGCUGCGCGGCUUCGUGCGGGAAGCAGGCGGGUGCGCGGUGGUGGACGGGGGUCUCGGCACGGAGCUGGAGGCGCACGGCGCGGACCUGCACGACGCGCUCUGGAGCGCCAAGUGCCUCGCCUCCGCCCCGCAUCUCAUCCGCAAGGUCCAUCUGGACUACCUCGAAGCAGGCGCGGACGUCAUAAUCUCUGCGUCCUACCAGGCCACGAUCGAGGGGUUCCAGUCGAGGGGCUUCUCGCGGGACGAGAGCGAGGAGCUGCUGCGGCGUAGCGUGCACGUCGCGCAGGAGGCGCGCAGGGUCUUCGCGGCGGAGGGCGACAGGUCAUCGCGCCGCGGACGCCCGCCGGCGCUGGUGGCGGCCUCGGUCGGGAGCUACGGGGCGUACCGGGCAGACGGCUCCGAGUACAGCGGGGAUUAUGGAAAAUCGAUGACGAAAGAAGAUCUGAAGAACUUCCACAGGAGGCGGCUGCAGGUGCUGGCAGGCGCGGGGCCCGACCUCAUCGCCUUCGAGACGAUCCCAAACAAACUCGAAGCGCAGGUCUACGCUGAGCUCCUCGAGGAGAACGGCAUACGGAUCCCAGCCUGGUUCUCCUUCACUUCCAAGGACGGGGUGAACGCGGCGAGCGGAGACCCGAUCAACGAGUGCGCGGCCGUCGCUGAUUCCUGCCCGAGGGUGGCCGCGGUCGGAGUGAACUGCACUGCUCCCAGGUUCAUCCACGGGCUUAUCCUCUCCAUAAAGAAGGUGACGAGCAAGCCGAUCGUCGUGUAUCCGAACAGCGGGGAGUCGUACGUCGCGGAGACGAACGAAUGGGUGGACUCGGACGGCGCCACGGGGACGGACGACUUCGUGUCGCGCGUCGGCGAGUGGAGGCGGGCGGGGGCCGCGCUCAUCGGAGGGUGCUGCAGGACGAGCCCGGCCACGGUGCGAGCCAUCGCGCGGGCGGUGCGCGAGGCGGAAUACGACGAUAUCCCUGCCGUGGCCGUGCUCUAAGCUUUUGCUAGUUCUUCCAUUCCCGGCGGAGAAACUGAAGACGGUCAUCUUCGGCAAUAAAGAACACACGCUCGAGUGCCACAUUGUGCGCAGUUGUCUUUGAUGUGGAGAAACUGGAGACGGCGAUUCGUCGUCAUGCUCACGUUCCUUCGGCAAUAAAAUGCACGUGCACGAGUGCCACAUUGUUCGUA
Molecule: messenger RNA, 1291 nt
Organism: Zea mays
Lineage: Eukaryota; Viridiplantae; Streptophyta; Magnoliopsida; Poales; Poaceae
Product: homocysteine S-methyltransferase 4
Biological process (GO): S-methylmethionine cycle
Molecular function (GO): zinc ion binding; S-adenosylmethionine-homocysteine S-methyltransferase activity
Source: RefSeq, marked validated